This is a messenger RNA of Magallana angulata, 760 nucleotides long. RefSeq lists its product as uncharacterized. The transcript has 6 exons. Bases 112 to 546 code for a protein of 144 amino acids. Lineage: Eukaryota; Metazoa; Mollusca; Bivalvia; Ostreida; Ostreidae. The record is from RefSeq and is a predicted model, not a curated record.
GUUAUACAUACAUGUAAGCAUUCGAUCAAAUAAUAAAACAGAAACAUACGCAGCUGUACACACCCUUGUUUACCGCCACUUCGACUGUGCUUUUAGUGUAUAAAAAUAGAGAUGGGAAUGAGGACAAUCUUGAUUCUUCUGUCUCUUGUUUCAGCAUGCCUGGCUUGCAAAUCGAGUCUUUAUGGGGAAUGGACAGACGACAAAACCCAGCAGACUGUGACAUUUAGCUCCUCGGGGGUGACCGGAUGGGACGUGAGCUUGUUCAGCCACACGGUGAACACGUGGAAGUGUGCUGAGGAGUCCACAGACCAAAUACUACUGAGCUCAUCCCCGGUCGACAUCUACAGCCUGUAUUUUGUCGUCCACCGAUGCAUCACAGUGACGAAAGAAACCGACUGUAAAUAUCAAAUCACAUUCAACAACCCGGUUGAACCUAAUGCAGGCAACGAGAGGGUCACUGUAUUGUUGAAGAAUGAUGACGCAACCUUAUCUAUGUGUUCUUCUGACGGAGAGACCCGAACAAUCACGAAGAAUGGUUGCGUGUAGUCAAGUAAAUCUUCGAGGCACUCUCAAUCAACUGACCACGGACUUUGUCAUCUGUUCUUGUAACAUUUCUUCAAACUAUUAGAAUUUUAUCAAAUAUGUUGAAGUUAUUCAUAUUUUGUAAAACAUAAAAACAAAGGGAUACUGAUUAAGUAAAAACUACCAGUAGUACUGUACAACAAGGAGUCGAUUAAAGGAAUAGAUUAAAUCGUCUCAG